Staurois parvus is the source of this 663-nucleotide messenger RNA. NCBI's taxonomy places the organism in Eukaryota, Metazoa, Chordata, Amphibia, Anura, Ranidae. The record is from the annotation of a GenBank genome assembly.
AUGCAUAAAAGAUCUCACACAUGUGAGAAUCUGUAUUCCUGUCCUGAAUGCGGGAAAUGUUUUGUAGAAAUGUCAGAUCUUGUCAUACAUCAGAGAUCUCACACGGGGGAGAAGCCAUAUUCCUGUCCUGAGUGUUGGAAAUCUUUUUCAGUGAAGUCUAAUCUUUAUAAACAUCAGAGAUUGCACACUGGGGAGAAGCCAUUUUCCUGUCCUGAGGAGAAGCCAUAUCCCUGUCCUGAGUGCGGGAAAUGUUUUUCAGACAAUUCCCAUCUUUACAGACAUCAGAGGCUGCACACGGGGGAGAAGCCGCAUUUCUGUCCUGAGUGUGGUAAAUCUUUUUCAGUGAAGUCACAUCUUUAUACACAUCAAAUUUCUCACACGGGGGAGAAGGCAUAUUCUUGUCCUGAGUGUGGGAAAAGUUUUUCAGGGAAGUCCCAUCUUGACACACAUCAGAGACUGCACACAGGCGAGAAGCCUUAUUCCUGUUCUGAAUGCGGGAAAUGUUUUUCUGAUAAGUCCAAUCUUUACAAACAUCAGAGAUUGCACAUGGGGGAGAAGCCGUAUAUCUGCCCUGAGUGUGGGAAAUGUUUUUCAGUGAAGUCCAAUCUUAAGAGACAUCAGAGAUCUCACACAAGGGAGAAGCCACUUUCCUGUCCUGAGUGA